This is a messenger RNA of Mizuhopecten yessoensis (Yesso scallop), 995 nucleotides long. Its product is annotated as 39S ribosomal protein L32, mitochondrial-like. The record is from RefSeq and is a predicted model, not a curated record. The transcript has 3 exons. Bases 19 to 609 code for a protein of 196 amino acids. Gene Ontology annotation, biological process: translation. Gene Ontology annotation, molecular function: structural constituent of ribosome. Gene Ontology annotation, cellular component: large ribosomal subunit. NCBI's taxonomy places the organism in Eukaryota, Metazoa, Mollusca, Bivalvia, Pectinida, Pectinidae.
GUGAGUUUCAGAGACAAGAUGGCUGCCAACAUGAGUGUUUUCCAGCGAUUACAGAAAGCUUGGAAGCAAUUAGACUCGUUAUUUCUAAGAUGGACAGUGUCACAAUAUCAGUUUUUGCCAGCUUUGGUUGGAGGUCCAGUUGUUCCUGAGGAGACGGACAUUAUACCAUCAGACAAUUCAUCCUUCCUGAGAGAGUUAUUUGGUGGAAAUGGAAUAAUGUGGAUUUCACAUCAAACCCAAAGGUCUCGCAGGUCAAAAGAAAAGAGACAAACUCGAAGAUUUGGAUACUCAUUUGUAGAAAAACGUGUAAAAAUCCAUAAAGAUAUAGUGUCUUGUUUACGUUGCGGGAGCUUCCACAAGCUCAACACGAUAUGUGGUAACUGCUAUGACAAGGUGCGACAGGAGACCGAUGAGAUGAGGAAGAAGAUGGGCGACCACCUUGAGUAUGAAUCACCACACAAGGAAGUAGCAGUGAUUUAUGAAGGCGAAGAAGAUCAACAACAAAAAUUACAUGAUAAAUUUAUUGUACAGAUGGACAAACCUAGACCAAAGUGGUUCUCUGAUUUCAUAGAUGCUGAUAAGAAAAAGAAAAAGUGGUCAGACUCAUGACAGGAAAAUUGAUCAGCAGUUGAAGCCUGAUUGUGAAUUCAUUAUAGUGUACAAUGUAAUUAUUAUAGAAAUACUGUCGGGAGAUAUUGUUUAUAUGAUGUUGAAGGACUGUUUAUAAACAACAUCAGAUGAUCCAGUCUUGGUUGCAUGUGGAGGAUGUUUGUAAGGACACUAUCAACCAAACUUAAAAGUGACAAUCUAGAAUAAUAAACUUAGGGUAAAAGUCCCUUUAUAGGCUUAUCUUCCACUUUCAUCUUGCAUCUAAUUUUGGAGUACGUGUAAAUGGAAAUAAGGUUUGCUACACGAUUGUUGAUAGAAAAUAUGGUGUUCAGAAUGUGGUUUGAAAAAUAAAACAAUAAUACGGAGCUUUGUAUUACCUUUAUUGU